AUGACUACAUCAACAGCGACAACAAGACCAAAUUUGUUAUCUGUUCCUGAAACAUUUUCAGACGGUGAUUUUGGACUGUGGUUACGAAAGUUCGAGCUGUGUUCGACGGCAAAUGGUUGGAAAGAGGAUGAAAUGUUGAAGCGUUUACCGACGCUAUUAUCGGGCAAAGCGUUUGUAGUGUUCGAGCGGCUUGGAGACGACAAGAAGGAAGAUUUUAAAGUCCUGAUAGCAGCGAUAAAGGAAGCGUUCGGCGGCGAUGAAACAAGCAAACAUAUUGCUAUGAUGGAGUUUCGUCGACGUGCGCGCAAGCCUGGAGAGGACAUUCAAGUUUUCGCGUAUCGGUUGGAAACAUUGCUCAGCCGAGCGAUCCCUAAUAUCGGGAAUGACGAGAAAGAUACGCUUUUAAAACAACAAUUUAUUGAAGGAUCGUCUCCUGCGCUAAAACGGAAGCUACUGCACAGACCGAGCCUGAAAUACGAGGAGACCGUCAAGAUUGCACAACAAUUAGAUUUGACACCCGAGCUGUCAAGUCCAAAUGCUGAUCAUGAUGUGAACCUGACGAGAGUUCAGAGAGAGAACGUAUCUAGCAGCGAGUCAACAGUGGUGCGCCAGUUAAAGGAAAGCGUUGAGGUCCUCACCGAAAAGGUUAACCAACUUUCCGCAUCGGUAAAUAACAUCAGCGAAGUGGCAGCGAUACGAACGGAGAACCCCCGUCGUGGUAGAGCUUGUUAUAACUGCGGCGGAUUUAACCAUAUCGCGAACGAAUGUCGACAACCCAAGCGAAGAAAUGAUCGUAGAAGAAAUGACCCUGGGCAACGCCGGAACGAGAAUUACUGCUUUGUGUGUGGUGACCUCGGACAUUUUGCCCGUGAUUGUCAAUAUCGGUAUCAAGCCCCACAACAACGACACCAGAGAAACUACCAAGGGCUGACCCGCUAUUAGGCCUGGGGUCAGCCCGUGAAGACAACGCCAUUCCAAUAAACAGUGUCUCGCCAACUGCAGUUUUUAUUAAAGCUACAUUAGGUGGACACCUGCAACGUUGUCUCGUAGAUACGGGAGCAACUGUGUCACUGGUAAACAAGAAUAUUGUCCAAGGACACAUACGGGAAUGUAAAUUGAGGGCACGAGGAGUUGGUGGAGAGAACUUGCACGUGAUUGGCAUGACUGAUAUUCAUGUAAGAGUGAACGGUUUAAAUGUAGUCCACACUUUUGUGGUAGUAAAUAUGCAGAACCAGUGUAUCUUCGGCGCCGAUUUCUUGAAAGCGAACGGAAUGGUUGUUAAAUAACAUUGCACAGGAACUUUUGUCAUGGGACUCGGGGGAGACGCGACUGCUUAUUGAAGCAGCUGCGCCAACUAUCAACAAAUUAUCGGUUCUGCUGGAGAAAUAUGCAGACGUGUUUGUAAAUGGACCGGAUGAUCCUUUGGGACGGAGUAAUGAUGCUGAACAUUCUAUUGACACUGGGGACAGUCGACCAGUCAAACAACGACCAUACAGAAUACCUGUCCAUUUAAACAAAGUGGUGAAUAAUCAAGUUGAUGAAAUGCUUGCUCGAGGUCUCAUUAGGCCAAGCGACAGCCCGUGGUCCUCUCCAAUUGUAAUUGUGAUUAUCGUUUCUGUGUCGAUUUUCGGCGUUUAA
This is a messenger RNA of Paramuricea clavata, 1638 nucleotides long. The record is from the annotation of a GenBank genome assembly. Lineage: Eukaryota; Metazoa; Cnidaria; Anthozoa; Malacalcyonacea; Plexauridae.